Messenger RNA from Alternaria ventricosa, 2601 nucleotides. RefSeq lists its product as uncharacterized. Gene Ontology annotation, cellular component: cytoplasm; cytosol; plasma membrane. Gene Ontology annotation, molecular function: protein-macromolecule adaptor activity; ubiquitin protein ligase binding. Gene Ontology annotation, biological process: ubiquitin-dependent endocytosis. NCBI's taxonomy places the organism in Eukaryota, Fungi, Ascomycota, Dothideomycetes, Pleosporales, Pleosporaceae. The coding region runs from base 1 to 2601 and encodes 866 amino acids. The transcript is spliced from 2 exons. The record is from RefSeq and is a predicted model, not a curated record.
AUGUGCCUGACACGUUCAGCUGCUACUCCGUCCUCUCCAGUGUCGAGCCGGUCGUUUCUCUCUCGGCUCAAAUCGCCCUUGACAUCCAAGUCUCGCAACUACACUGAAUUCUAUAUUCAAUCAGAUGACCCCCAUCGCCAUUACACGCCAGGCGAUAUCAUUAGUGGGACUGUCAUUAUCAAGAUCGUCAAACCACUGAGAAUCACUCAUUUGGUCGUAUCUUUGCACGGCUAUGCGCAGGUUUUCAAGAACCCAAAUACUCCCGGAGACGCUUACAAGAACUACUGCUCAACAGUCGGCUCUGGGAGAGGGAAAAAGGCAGUGAGCUACUUUGGCAAUGGAUUCGUUUCGCUGUUCGAGGACGAGGUUGUGCUUUGCGGCGAGGGAAGACUGGCUGAGGGUGUAUACCACUUCAACUUCGAGCUCGAGUUCCCUUCCAAAGGCUUACCCAGCAGUAUUGACGUGAGUAGCGAUUCAUCUGCGGCUGACAGACUUACUAACAACCAAUCACAGUUCGAGCGCGGAACGAUAUCUUACAUGCUCAAUGCCACCUUGACACGCCCCACGACUAUGUCGCCGACUGCGUCAUGCGACACAAAGGUCUACCUCACCGAAUCGAUCGACAUCGCGCCCGUACCGCAAUUGAAGCCCCGUGUCAUUUCUCUGGAACCCAUAUCUAGACGAACACGCGCCAGGUCGACGCGGAAAAGGCCAAUAGAGGAAACGCCACAUACACCCUCUGGUUCGGAGCCUCAGCCAGUGGGGCCUGUAUUGGAAGCAACCAAGACCAUUGAUGAGACGGAGGGUCCACGGAGCCCCUCGCCUAGCGAUGUGAGCUAUGAGAGUCAAAGGAGUAGUGGAAACGCUUCCGGAACGGAGUACGGCAUUCGCUCGAUCAACACGGCUACAGAUGGAUCAAACUCACAAAAUGGAAGUCGAGCGACACUGAAAGGAAAGACAAUCACAGCCACGAUCGACGUGCUCAAGGGCGGCUUUCUCAGAGGCGACCAAAUACCGAUCAAAGUGACUGUGAAUCACACGAAGCAUAUACGAAGCUUGAAAGGCAUCAUCAUCACGUUAUAUCGUCAAGCAAGAGUUGAUAUGCAUCCUGCACUGCCUGUCGUACCCAACAGCAAAGGAGACAAGACCAAGUCAGAAGAUUACUAUCCGAAAUCGAGGACUGGCCUAGGAGGCUUGUCCCUCUCGUCAGCUGGAUCCAGUCACUUGUUCCGAAAGGAUCUAUGUCAAUCGUUCGCACCACUUUUCGUUGACCCCAGAACGCUCAUGGCCGAGGUGAAGUGUGCGGUGCGCGUACCGGAUGAGGCUUUUCCCACAAUAUCAAACGUACCGGGCGCAAUGAUAUCCUUCAAGUACUACGUCGAGGUCGUUGUAGAUAUACAAGGCAAGCUCACAGGUCUCGACCGAAUGGUGUCCAACGCUGGGCUUGUCAAUCUGCCUUCUGCAGCUGGAGGUACCUCUGCCAUGACACGUGACGAUGCUAGCGGCAGCAUGUUCUCGACUUGGGGAGGCAACUUUGUCGACACCGAUCAGAUUCGCCGCGAGAAGGGCAUCAUCUCUGCUUUAUUCGAAGUUGUUAUCGGCACCAGAGACAGCGACAGGAAUGGCAAGAAGAAACAGAUACAGGAACAGCCGGCUGAUGACAAUGGCGCCUACGGCGGAUACAACGAUGAGCAGGGCUACGAUCAGUACUACUACGAGCAGGACGAGAACGGGCAAUACUACGAUUACAACUACGAUCCAACGUAUGACGACGUCCCCGGAUAUGAACAGCAUAGCGCAGGCAGGGCACCAGCGUUCCCUGUGCCUGCAGUUGUUCCUCAAGAAGAGCAGGGGAUAUCGGAAAAAGAACGGUUGCGACGAGCAGAACAACGCUUACUACCUUCCCAACCGCCAGAUGCUGCUGGAUCUUCCACGCCUUCAGGGGGUGCUCAAUAUGGCAUACCUGCGUCAGCGCCUGUACUGCCGGAAGAUGAUGAUCCAAACCCUCCUUACGUCGCAGUUGCUUCAUCAUCUUCGACUCCAGCCCAUCCUCCGCCCCCAUUCCGUGCGACAUCUUCGCCAAUGUUGUCGUCACGCAUGACAUCAUCACCAUCGUUACAGCGCCGUGUUACGAACAUCACAGAUGACGAGACGAGAACAAUUCGAACCGAGUCCUCGCAUACCAUACAGCCCAGUCGAUCAGAGCCACCCGUUAAUGGCGAAGACAACGACCCAUCAAAACCACUGCCGCCAUUACCACCCCAAUCGCCACAUACGGCACAAGGCUCCGCACCAGAGUACGUCGCUGGUUCAUCAUCACAUGUCGAACCCACCGAUGACAAGCAGGAAAUGCAGCGACGCAGACUGGAGAUGGAAAGAAGUGCACCGCCCACAGACAAUGAUGAAGAUGGAGAGUCCUCACAUGCUCCUUCAGCGCCACCACUCGACAGCAUGCGGAGCUUACAAUUGGUACCCUCAGCGCCUGCGCUAAACGAUGAAGACGAAGAUCUUGUGGGCGCUGUACGCCCAGGUCGAAGUACGCAGGGUGCGCCGCAAGAUAGCAGGCGGCAAAGCGAAGCCUUGCCGGAGUACCGGAGGUGA